This is a messenger RNA of Tachysurus vachellii, 6516 nucleotides long. It is a transcript of the gene fnip1, whose product is annotated as folliculin interacting protein 1. The transcript has 18 exons. Gene Ontology annotation, cellular component: cytoplasm. Lineage: Eukaryota; Metazoa; Chordata; Actinopteri; Siluriformes; Bagridae. Gene Ontology annotation, molecular function: protein-folding chaperone binding; ATPase inhibitor activity. Bases 146 to 3574 code for a protein of 1142 amino acids. The record is from RefSeq and is a predicted model, not a curated record.
AAACUGCAUACGACGGCGUUAAGCAGCUCGUGUGACUAAUGCUCGUCAUAUGACUAGGCCACAAAUGGAGUCAUUUAUAAGGAAUUGAACGGGUUCAGGAAUUAAUCAGAAAACGAGAAUUUUCUAGUGAAAUUGCAGGCCGAAUAUGCCACCUACGCUGUUUCACAAGCUUUUCAAUAAAAGAAAUGGUUUUACGCCGCCGCCGAAGUGCGACAAGGACGAAUCUGCGUUCAGCACCUGGCCAUCCCCAGAGUUGGAGCCCAGCCAGAUCCGCCUUAUCGUCUACCAAGACUGCGAAAGACGAGGACGGAAUAUCCUCUUUGACUCUGAUGCUAAGAAGAGAGGCACGGAGGAAGGCGCAAUGAAGACAUGUGGUGAGUCUCAAGACAAAAUUUUCAGAAAAUGUUGUCCAUUGAGGCCAGCUGGGGGCAGCUCCAGCUCUCUGGACAGCAGUUCUUCCUGUGCCUCGGAGCCCAUGGAGCACAAUCGUUUCCAGGGUACUUCACACUGCUCUUCAGACCCCAAUAUGUUGGGCGAAAUGAUGUUUGGGUCAGUGGCAAUGAGCUACAAAGGGUCUACACUGAAAAUCCAUCAGAUUCGAUCUCCCCCACAGCUGAUGCUUAGCAAAGUGUUUACAGCACGGACAGGUGGCAGUGUGUAUGGUAGCCUAAACACGCUGCAAGAUAGUUUGGAGUUCAUCAAUCAAGACUCAAGAGCUCUCAGGCCAGAUCAGCAUACUGUGGUCAAUGGCUUCCUGGGGAAUAUAGGAUUUUCUCAGCUAUGCAGCCCUCGUCGGGCCUUCUCUGAGCAGGGCCCUCUCCGUCUGAUCAAGAGCGCCUCUUUCUUUUCAGGUCACAGUAACCCUAUGGACAUGCCUACCCGAGGACCAUACGAUGAGAGAGAGAGCGGUAUUGCAAGAUCAGCAUCUCUGAGUAGUCUGCUGAUCACACCAUUCUCGUCACCCGGCUCUUCUCUCACCAGUAGCUGUGCCGGUAGCUAUCAACGCCGCUGGUUACGUAGUCAGACCACCAGCUUGGAAAAUGGAGUCUUCCCACGAUGGUCUGUAGAGGAGAGCUUUAACAUGUUAGAUGAUGGUGGUGUCACAAGCCUAGGCACAGCACGGAAGAAGAAGAUAGCCAUCGGAGUUAUCUUCCUCUUGUCACCCAAUGAAGAUGAGAACAGCAAGUUCCAGGAAUUUUUCUUCUCCCACUUUCCCCUCUUUGAGAGCCACAUGAACAAAUUGAAAAGCUCAGUUGAACAGGCAUUGAAGAUGAGUCGACGGUCAACUGAUGUUGGUCAGAGAAUCCUGGCUCAUAACCGCAUGGUGGACAGCCUUAAUGAGUUCAGGAUGACAAUCUGCAAUCUGUAUACCAUGCCAAGAAUGCCUGAGCCUGUCUGGCUCACCAUGAUGUCUGGUGCACUCGAGAAGAGCCAGCUUUGUGGCAACUUCAUGCGUGAGUUUUCUUUGCUCAUGGAACAAGCCUCAAAGAACCAGUUUAUUCCAGCUCUUCUUACUGCUGUGCUCACUAACCACCUGGCUUGGGUGCCUACUGUCAUGCCUAAUGGCCAACCUCCCAUCAAGAUAUUUUUGGAAAAACAUUCCUCUAAGAGUGUGGACAUGCUGGCCAAGACACAUCCCUACAACCCUCUAUGGGCUCAGCUUGGUGAUCUGUAUGGUGCAAUUGGCUCACCUGUGCGUCUCUCGCGCACAGUGCUGGUUGGGCGGCAAAAGGAACUGAUUCAGCGGCUUCUCUAUGUGCUCACCUAUUUCAUCCGAUGCUCAGAGCUAUUAGAGGCAUAUGCUACUGAGACUGGAAAUGAGGAUCAAGAUGAGGAGGCUUUUGCUGUGCCUGGAUCAGUUAUUACAACAUCGCUACGUCGUGGAGAGGUUGAGGAAUCAGAAUAUGUGCUAGUCACUGUGCAUAAACCUAGCCCAGAGGAAACAGGCACGAAAGAAGAGCAGAAAACAGAGCACAUUAUGCCUGUCAUCAUGGCUCAGGAUCAGAGUGAAAGUCAGAUUUGCCAGGAGGUUGGAAGUUCAUUAUUUAGUCCCUUAACAGAGACUGUGAUAAAGAUGGGCACUGCCUCACAGAUUAGCAGUACCUCUCGGCUUGAUUUACAAGGACAGACGGCUAUUUGUGACUCUGAUUUAGCCCCCAGUUUAUUACCUGUUAAGAUUGUUAGGUCUUCAGGGAUCCCACUGGAAAAGAAGCCACCUGAUAAAAGUACAACUAUGACCUCUUUCCUCCUGGAUGAGGAACAGGAGGAGCCUGGGACUAGAGUGACUUUCCUUAUUGGAGAGUCCAUGUCUCCCGAGUCUGACACAGAGAGCCAGAGGCACAGUGUUGAAGACAAGCUCAAGAAAUGCAAAAUGCCUUUCACUGAAAAACCAAAGCAGCAGUGUUGCCAUCUAAAGCAGCAGUGUAGCACUUUGCUGACUAAGCCACUUAUAACGGACCAAAUCAAGAGCAAGCAUGCUGAAACCUUGUCCUACGUUACUAGGAGUCUUCCUUGUAUUAACUCAGGAGUCCAGGAGGAGUGCAUGGAUCUGUUUGAUGAGUAUUUUAGUGAUGGUAUCUCCACAGAAAUAAGAAGUAUUGGUGAUGUCUCUAAAGCAUCACAGGAGGUUGCAGAUGCUGAAAACAAUCUGCAACAGACUUGGAUGGACUCCCUAGUUAGGACAUAUGAACAGGUUUGUGAGCACAGGGAGCAGGCAAUGUGUAAAAGUAGCACACAACCCAUCAACACAGGUUGCUGUAUAAAAUGUUCUGAUGAGCAGGACAAAAGCACCAGAGUUUCACUGAGUGUUCCAGGCUUAGAGAAGGAGAGGGUGCAGAAGAAGACAUCCACACUGAAUGAGUGGGAGAUUCCAAGAAAUGAGAGUUCAGACAGCGCACUGGGAGACAGUGAAAGUGAGGACACAGCACAGGAAAUACGCAAACAAGAACAAGUUGCACAAAUAUUCAGUGAAACCCAGACUGACUGGCAAGAAGAGAUAGAAGUACCAUUCCCUAGGGCAAAGCUGGCAGAAAACUUCUCCAAAUCAAGCAUUGCUAACUUUGGGAGAUCACUUUUUGGCAGUUACUGUCCUGCUUAUGUACCUGACUUUGUCCUACAUGGAAUUCCCAAUGAUGACAAACUGAGGCAAAGCCUUAUGUCUGACUUGGCCAAUGCAGUCCAGCAACCUGUAUUGGAUGAGCCUGUAGCUGAGGCUUUCUGCAUUAUUGCAGAUACAGACAGGUGGACAGUGCAGGUGGCUAGUAGCCAGAGACCUAGCACAGAGAAUAAGCUUGGAAAAGAUGUUCUGGUAUCAAACCUUGUGUCCAACCUGCUACAAUCUACUUACCAGCUCUACCGUCUCAACCUGUCUCCCAACUUUUGCAUAAUGCAUCUAGAGGACCGACUCCAGGAGCUAUAUUUCAAAAGCACAAUGCUUGCUGAAUACCUGAAAGGACAGACGCGGGUGCAUGUCAAAGAGCUAGGCAUGGUUCUAGGAAUCGAGUCCAGUGACCUGCCCUUGUUGACAGCUAUUGCAAGCACACACUCACCAUAUGUUGCUCAGAUCUUGCUGUAGAGGACAUUGAAAUGUAUAGACACAUCCCCAUUCCCCCACAGGUUCUUUUGUGGGGGCUAUUAAUCUGUUUGUCAAUCUAAUCAGAGUGAAAUUGAUACUUUCGGUUUGUUUGCUGUAUGGUUUGGUUUCACAAUGCACAUAAACAAAAUAUUGGCUGAGGGAUGAAAAUGUGCUUGUAAAAAUCAGAAUUGUCAGAAUAUAAAAAAGAUUAACAAACCCAUUGGCAGGUGCAUGGAUAGUUUCACAAAUAGCACAGAGAAUUUUAAAGUCAGCAUUAAAUAAAUGGUUAGAUAAUUGUAUUAAUAUCUAUAGUUUAAAAGAUUUUGUUUAUCGCAUAAAAAAACCUUCGUUUUUGAUAACUUCGUUGUUUUUUUUUUUUGCAUCUUCUUUGUAGUCCAAAUAUCCAAAAUAUAGCAUUUAUACAGUGCUACACCUUUGUCUUUUGGCUUAGUUUGCAUCUCUUGGAUUAUGUCAUACAGUCUCAGACUGUUUCUUGCAUUUUUCUAACCUGCCUAAAGAACACCACUGAGGAGGAAAACACCAGGGUUUGAUGAAAGCUGAAUAAGUGAAAGCACCCCUAAAUGCCUUAAAGUUUUGUAGAAUUAGAGAUCAGCCAGUAAAUGACCGGAAGGAUUUCAUUUUCAUGUCUCAUGUCUUGUUUCAGUCUUUAAGAUUAUAUUUUUAUAUAUGAUUAUACAUAUUUUAGGCCUUUCCCCUAGAAUAGCAGUUAAAACCAAAAUGAAAUAGAAAAGGCAACAUGGUGUUUUUCAAAAAGGCGUGAAUACCUAAGACUUUGGCAUGUGGAUAUUGAAAUCAGUUUAUUUAGAUCUAUUUCAAUUUUUAAUUACAAUUCUCAAUGAUCUGAAAAUAUUCCAAUUGUUUACCAUCACAGUCUCUCUGUUAGUCAGCAAAAGAGGUGAAGAAACUCCCUGGUACAGCACUACCUCAAAUAAUUGCAGGUGAUUUGCACAAAGCAUUUUACUGACUAAGGGAUAUCGUUUUCUGUUCCAUUCAGGUAGAAAGUAUAAAUAUGCUGUGAUGUGUUACUUUAUUUGUAUAAAAAAAUUGCAUUUGAAAGUGCUGGAAUGUCAUACAAUGAAUUUUAUUCUGCUUUGCAGCCACUGUACUAUGUUUACUUCUGAAGAAAUUAAAUAGCAAUACACUAUAUGGCCAUACCUUUGCGGAAACCUUACCAUCACAGUCAUAUGUACCUUUCAAACAUUUAAUUCCAGAUUUAGUCACCCUUUGCUGUUAAACUUCAAAAACCACAGUAUACCAAAGUGCUGUACAAUUGCAAGAAAAUAUAGCAUACAGAAAAAUAAAGAAUAAAUAAAUACACCACAAAUAGCCUGCAUCCUUUCAACACCUAAUUAUAGGUAUAAAGCUGAAGAUACAUCUUAAGACAGGUUUUACACAUUUUGAGGCUCUAAUAAACAUUAGUACUCCAUUCUUCAACAGAGACAGCAGAGCACUAAAGUGUGAUCUUGAUAUUCUACCCUAAAGGAAUAUCAAGAAGCAGCUGGAUGUUUGAACUAAGAGAAUUCUUGGUUUGUGAAAACACAUCUCAUAAAUAUAAUCUGGUGUUAGUUCAUGUAGACCUUUUGCAUCUUGAAUAAGAAGAUAUAUGGUCCCCAUUUUGUUAGUCAGCAACCUUGCUGCAGCAUUCCUUACCCUUUGCAGGCAUGACCUCAAAUUCUGACUUUAAACCCAAACACAAAGUAUUCAUUAGCUAAGGCAAUAGUGUAAUAUAAAAGCGAUUUUUCUUCCAGGUCAUGAAUGAAAAGUUUAGCAGUGUUUUGCAGCUGAAAGAAAUCUUCACAACAGAACUAAUUUGCCUGUCAAAAAUCUGCUUUUUUAUCAUUUAGGUAGAUAAAGUUGUCUUUCCAGCAAUUUACAUCUUUCAAGCAUUCAAAGAAAAUUAACAGAUAUAUCACCUGCCUUCAAAGGGAGGUACAUCUGUUUAUCAUCAGCAUAAAAAUUAUAUGGAAAUAUUAUAUUUCAUAAAAAUGGGACAAGGGGAUACAUGCAUAAUGAAAAUAAUAGCGGUCCCAGAAUGGAAUAUUGAGGAACCCCAUAGUUGAUCGAAGCUAAGGUUGCAGAGAAGUUUUAAAUUUUGACAGAAUAUAUUUUUUGUGCAGACGAUAACCUUCACUCUUCCGGGAUGGUUUUCCCACUAGAUCUUGGAACAAUGUGGGGUUUUCCACAUUUAACGCUAAAAGCAUUAAUAAGAUCAGUUACUGAUGUUGGGCAAUGUAUCCUGGAAUGCAGUCUGCAAAACAGGUCUUCAUGGACCUUGCUUUAUGUACAGGGGCAUUGACAUGCUGCAGCAAGUUUUGGUUCAACCCUUUAGUUCAGAUGCAGUGAAUCUUUAAUGCUAGAAAAACAUCUUUUACAAUUGUGUGCUUCGAACUUUGUGGCAACAGUUUGGGAAAGGCCCACUAAUGCUGUGAUGGACAGGUGUCCUUAAACUUUUGAUCAUAUAGUGUUAUUGUCUGUUGAUCAUGCUGUGUUUAUAUAGCCCAAAUAGACCCACAAAAGGGUGAUUAUAAAUAACCUUAUAAAAACAAUUUUAUAAACUGUGUUGAACAUAUUAGAUUUAUACUCAUUUUAACAGAUUUUCUUCUUCUGAAAUAAGGCCAUACAUAAGAGUCUUAACUUGGAAAUAAAAACAUGAAGAGAACGCUUUGCCUAGGACAUUUAAAUUAACAAAUAGCGAGGUGCAUCUAUCAUGUGUCCUUUUGAAUUUGUUUUUAUAUUUAAUUAUUUCUACAUGAUCACAUUUAAAUUAUUUAGCAAGGCAUGUCUUAGUUCACGUAAAUUGUAUAUAUAUUGGUUUGGUUUCCGUCAUGCGUCUGUACAUAUUUUUUGUUACUGUAUUUCUUUGUUUUAUUCUUUCCCAAUUUUAUGGGAAUUUUGUGCAAUAAAAGUCAAGGUUAAACAUA